AUGUCCGCCCCAGGCCCCGAGUCAAUCCCAACAUCGGCAGACCCGCGCUCCCGCCGGGCCACCAAGAAGCGCGUCCUGUCGCCCACGUCCUCCCAGGCCGCCUCGCUAACAGCCCUCUUCGCCAAGCCCGACCAAAACAUUCCCCUCCCGUCGUCCGCCGCGGUCAAGAGGGCCCCGCACAUCCCCGAGAUUUACACCAACGUCCAGGGGUCCUCGGCGGGCGCUGGAUCCGGCGAGUUCCACGUGUACAAGGCCUCGAGGCGCCGCGAAUACCAGCGUCUGAGGGAGAUGGACGAGACCCUGAAGCGGGAGAAGGACCAGGACGACUUUGAAAAGAGCCGCGCCGAGAGACUCCAACGAGAUGAAGAGAAAACCAGGAAGAACAGGGAGCGGAGGGAGAAGAUGAAGGCGCGGAAGGCGAACAAGGGAAAGAAGACGGGAGGCACCAGCGUUGGCGGUGGUGAGGGAGCCGAAGACGCUGCACAGGGCCCGAGUAGGCACGGAGGGGAUCCAGGCGUGCAGGAGGACAAGGGUGAACAAGAUAAAACGGCCGGGGGGACGGCGUCUUCAGCGCCUGUUGGUCUUGUCAUCCAUGAUGAUGACUGA
This is a messenger RNA of Metarhizium robertsii ARSEF 23, 606 nucleotides long. RefSeq lists its product as uncharacterized. Lineage: Eukaryota; Fungi; Ascomycota; Sordariomycetes; Hypocreales; Clavicipitaceae. Gene Ontology annotation, biological process: negative regulation of protein kinase activity. The transcript has a single exon. Gene Ontology annotation, molecular function: protein kinase inhibitor activity; protein kinase binding; double-stranded RNA binding. Bases 1 to 606 code for a protein of 201 amino acids. The record is from RefSeq and is a predicted model, not a curated record. Gene Ontology annotation, cellular component: nucleolus.